Stomoxys calcitrans (stable fly) is the source of this 1944-nucleotide messenger RNA. RefSeq lists its product as uncharacterized. The record is from RefSeq and is a predicted model, not a curated record. The coding region runs from base 290 to 1267 and encodes 325 amino acids. The transcript is spliced from 3 exons. Lineage: Eukaryota; Metazoa; Arthropoda; Insecta; Diptera; Muscidae.
AUAAAACGUUUGAGCGAAUUUAAAAGAAUUUCAGUCGAUUUUGAAAAAUUAAAAGCGACAGUCCAUCUCUCUCACCAGCAACGGGAAACUGAGCAAGGCCAAAGGAAAAUUUAAAUUCAAAUUGAAAGUGAAACGGUUUUCUAACGGUUAAAGGCCUAUCAGUAACGGAGUUGAUCAAGAGACCUACAUUUUAGCGAAAAGAAAAAAAACUGGUGGAAAUUAAAGAAAAUUGCAUUGAAAAAGAAUUUUUUUAAAAACAACACAGAAAAAAAAGAAAAUUUUUAGCAAAAUGGAGUUAAAAUUUCAAUUAUGCAGCCUGUUUGUGAUUUUAAGCGUAAUUCAAGUGAGUCAUGGUCAAUUGAUGUGUUACGUAUGUGAAAAUUGCCCAGACCCAAAGACCAACGAAAUUCCCCAGGAGACAUGUGAUGACACGUUCUUUGAGACAACAAUAUCGACAUCAACCCCAACAACGACGUCGACGUCGACAUCAACCACAGAAUUAACAAGCAUAUCAACCACAGAAUCAACAAGCACAUCAACCACAGAAUCAACAACACAAACCACAAGCACACAAUCAACAACAUCGCCCAUGACAACAGCACCAUCAACAACUGCAACUACAGAGAGUCCUACCCCAACUGAAUCCAGUACUGAAACGUUGACAACUACCACAGAAGUCUUAACCACCCAGUCUACAGAGGAUACCACUACAGUUGAUCCCACCACCUCCACAAGCACCACCGAAAUGAGCUCAUCCACCGAAGAUGAUUCCUCACCAACUCCAGUAACCACUUCAACUACUGAAAACACAACCGCCACCACAACGACCAUCAGUACAACAACAGAAGAUUUGCCUCCCUCACCACCAACAAUUUCCACGUCGUCGGUGCCAACACCACCCACACCUGGUGCAGCCAAGCCCAUUGACGAUUUGACAAAUGAGACCUUUAAGGACAGAUCAACUCCCAAGAAUUAUGUGACCUCUUCGGAAUUUAGGGUGCGUCAAUUGCGAGCUGUAUCCGAUUACACAUAUCACUGCUACAAGGUGCUGACCAAAGUGAAUGGCACCAUGGUAACCAAUCGCGGUUGUUCUCGUGUCAAAACCAUGGAAUCUGUUUGCGGCCAAUGGAAGGAGGAACAUCCCGAUGUGGAACUCAAUAAGUGCUAUCCCUGCUCAAACUCCCUGUGCAAUGGCAGUAUUGCCCUCAAUGUCUCAGUGUCCGCUUUAGUGAUGACAGUAGUAGCCGUACUGCUGCAUCGGCAAUAGAAGUUUAAACUUUAAGCAAAGAGAUGAGAGUUCAUAUCAGUAAAAAGACCUCAAGUCCAAAAGCUUUAAUACCAAGUAUUUGUUUCAUCAUAAGAUAAUUUGCAUAGAAAAUGUCCCCCUGUGCAAAAUGAUAUUCACCACCAAACACUCAAAACAAAAAAGGGUUGGUAAAUAGUGAUUUGUUGCCUAGCUCAUCCUCUGUAAGCCUCUCAUUCAUUUGGUUGUCGCAAUCGCAUUGGGAGGUCUUUGCUCUCCCUUGACACUCAUCAUAUGUAGUAGUCCUCAGAAGAUAAAGAGAAACGUAUUCUUUAUCCUAGUGAACACAUUGACAAGGAUUAACUAAGCGACCUAAACAUUGUCUGGGUGCAAUUGGGAAACAAAAUUGCAACUCUAACAAAAAAAUCAAACAUUUUAAAACAAAUCCAACUACAACAACAAAUUCGAAUUAUAUCCCUACAUAAUAUCUAAUUUCAUGUCUUCAUUAGUCUUUCAUAUCACCUUAUUUUUCAAACAAUCAACUAACACACUUGCAUACCUACAAACAUGUCUACCUAGAUAUGUGUGUGAAUUUGUUUUUUUUUAAUUAUUUUGUAACAUUAAAUUGUUUAUGUACAUUUAGUUGUAAUUUUAUUUGAUAUAAGAUUUAUGUUUAAAAUAUAUAUAACUAUUAAAAAAUA